UUGGGACCACACAGACUGAUAGGCCAUUGAAAUCAUGACCGUGUCUGGGAUCCACCACAACUUGCAAUUAUUCAAUCACUCCAUUGAAAUCAAUCAACGGUUCACAUUUGGUUCACACAUAUAGUGUUAUAUGAUCUUUCUGCUACACGCCUUAAAAGCAAAAGAGGAAGUAUUUUGAGAGUUUCUGCAAAACAAAAAACACUUUCACAGAUCACAUUUCUCUCUCUCUUGGUUCUCCUGUUUGCGUUCUCUUGCCUUUGGUUUUUCACCACUCACAUCUUUGGCAAAGAAGAAAGCAUGGCCGGGGCUUUGGUGGGUGGAGCAUUUCUCUCUGCAUUCCUUCAGGUGGCGUUUGACAGGUUGGCUUCUCGUGAUUUCCUAGACUUUCUCAAGGGAAGGAAAGACAUUGAUGGAUCGCUUAAAAAGCUGAAGAAGUUGCUGAGGUCUGCUAACGUGGUGCUCGUUGACGCGGAGGAGAAGCAAUAUACAAACCCAUCUGUAAAAGAAUGGCUGGACGAGCUCAAACAUGCUGUUUAUGGUGCGGAUGACAUCCUGGAUGAGAUUGGCUAUGAAGCAUUGCGAUGCAAGGUAAGUGGCUUGAUCCCUACUUCUGUUGUUUUGCUUGACACAAGGAUUAAAUCUGAACUGGAAAUGAUUCUAAACGAAUUAGAAUCACUCACAAAAGAAACGGAUGACCUGGGCCUGGAAAAGGUUGCUGGUGGAGUUCCAUCACGACCAUUGACAAAUUUUCUCCCUGAAGAAUAUGGCGUGUUUGGUAGAGACAAUGAUAUGGAGGCUAUAUUUCAGAAGUUCAAAUCAGAUGAUGCAGCUGUUAAUGGCCUAUGUGUUGUUCCCAUUGUGGGUAUGGGUGGGAUUGGUAAAACAACUCUGGCUAGACUUAUAUAUAAUGACAAAAGAGUAGCGGAGUAUUUUGAUCUCAAAGCUUGGGUUUGUGUUUCAGAAAAUUUUGAUAGUUUCAAGAUAGCAAAAGCUAUUUUUGAGCAAGUCACUUCAUCUGCUUGUGACUUUCAAGACAUAAGUUUGCUGCAAAAUAAAAUGAAAGAGAAAUUCAUGGGGAAGAAAAUUUUCCUUGUUUUAGAUGAUGUUUGGAAUGAGAGCUAUACUGAUUCCGUUGAGCUACUUAAAGUUUUUAGAUGUGGGGCAGAGGAGACUAAGAUCAUUGUUACCACACGUAGUGAAAAAGUCGCAUCAAAUGUACUCACUGUUGCAGCUUUUCACCUAAAGCAAUUAUCAGAUGAAGAAUGCUGGUCAUUAUUUGAAAAACAUGCGUUUAUAAAUGGAAAGGCCAGUGAAUUUCCAAUUCUAGAGAAGAUUGGUAGACAAAUUGUCCAAAAAUGUAAAGGCUUACCAUUAGCUGCAAAAACACUUGGCGGUUUGCUGCGCUGUGAGAAAGAUCCAAAGGAGUGGACAAUGAUUUUGAAGAGUGAUAUAUGGAAUUUACCAGAAGAAAAAAAUAGCAUCCUUCCGGCUCUAAGAUUGAGCUACCACUACCUCCCAUCACAUUUGAAGCAUUGCUUUGCUUAUUGUUCCAUAUUUCCAAAGGAUUAUGCAUUUGGAAGGCAGGAGUUGGUCUUGUUGUGGAUGGCACAAGAUUUAUUGCAGCAAUCUAAAGGAAACGAGGGAAUGGAAGAAAUAGGUGAACGGUACUUUGAUGAUCUCGUAUCUAGGUCACUUUUUCAACAAUCAAGUACUAAUAAAUCACAUUUCAUAAUGCAUGACCUAAUCAAUGACUUGGCAACAUUUAUAUCUGGAGAAUUUUGUUUUAGGUUGGAGGACAAUGAGUUGAAUGAAAUAACAGAAAAGACACGCCAUUUUUCAUGUUAUGAUGGUGGAUUUGAUUACUCUAAGAAAUUUGAGAUCCUUCAUGUUGCAAAGGGUUUGCGAACCUUCUUGGGAGGAUUAGUAUGUAGUUGGCAAGUACCUGACAACAUAGGGAAGAUGGUACGUGAUUUGUUGGAGGAAUUUAAGGCCUUGCGGGUUUUAUCGUUGUCUAGUUUUAGAGUAAUGGAGUUGCCUAAUUUUGUUGAUAAUAUGAAGCACCUUCGUUAUUUGAAUAUUAGGAACACUAAAAUCAAACAUUUGCCCAAUUCUUUAAGUAACUUGUAUUAUUUGCAAACCUUGAUAUUGUCAUCGUCCAUCACCAAAUUGCCUACCGACAUGAGUAAACUAAUCAACUUGCGCCACCUAGAUAAUAGUUAUACCAGGAUGGAAGAGAUGCCACCACACAUGGAUAAAUUGAAAAAUCUCAGAAACUUACCUGUUUUUGGUGUGGGCAAACAUGAUGACGGGUCCAGUAUUAAAGAGUUGGGAGAGCUUCAGCAUCUUUCUGGAAAAUUGUAUCUAUUGAACUUGGAAAAUGUUCAAUGCAUUAACAAAGAUACUACGGAGGUUAUAUUAAAGAACAAGCAAGAUUUAUCUGAGUUGAAUUUGGAAUGGAAACAUGAUCAUGGCGCAGAAGAUUCAGAAAAGGAAAGAAUUUUGCUCGAGCAGUUGUGUCCUCAUACAAACUUGAAUUCUCUCACCAUCGCUAAUUAUGAGGGUACAAGCUUUCCAAAAUGGUUAGGAGACUCGUCAUUCUCUAAAAUGGUGUCCAUACAGCUUCGUAAUUGUGAUAAUUGCUUCUCCUUGCCUCCGCUUGGACAGCUACCUGACCUCAAGAGCCUUCAAAUUGAAAGUUUUGGUGAAAUAUCAAAUGUGGGCCCUGAGUUCUAUGGGAAUACAAUUAAACCGUUCAGAGCCCUUGAGUGUUUGACAUUUGAAAAUAUGCCAGAGUGGCAGGAGUGGGUUAUAUUUGAAGGGGAAGUUUUCACUUGUCUUCGAAAACUAUGUAUUAGACGUUGUCCCAAACUAAGUGGGGUUCUGCCCGUUCAACUUCCCUCUUUGACCAAACUUGAUAUUAGAAAGUGUGAGCAGCUUGUUGCUUCGCUUCCUAACUCUCCAGCUCUCCAUGAAUUAUUAUGCUCGGGGAAAAUACAGAUUCCAAAUGGUGAUGACUAUCAAUCACUUAAAAGAGUGAACAUAGAGGAUGGCGUUUAUUCAAUUUUGCCCUUUCUACCAGAGUUUGCUUCCCUCUCUCACUUGGUAUUCUUUAAGUGCCCUGAUUUAGUUUCCUUUCCCAGCGGAGGACUGUGCGCUCCAAAUUUGUCUCGGAUUGUAAUCGAAGGCUGCAGAAACUUAAAGUCACUGCCUGAAGGGAUGCACACCCUCCUCCCAUCUCUUGUGCGUUUGUCUCUGUACGGGUGUCAAGAACUGGAAUCGUUUCCCGAGGGAGGUUUGCCCUCCAGCUUACAAAGUCUUGAAAUAUGGUGGUGCGAGAAACUCAUUUCCCGUCGCAUGGAAUUGGGAUUGCAAGGUCUUCACUCUCUCAGAAGUUUCCAAAUUUGUGUUUAUGACAACGAAUUGGAGUCCUUUCCAGAGGAGGCGUUGCUGCCUCCUAAUCUUACCGAUUUCACCAUCGGUGGUUUACCAAAUCUAAAAUCGCUCAAUGGUAAGGGGUUUCAACACCUUACCUCUCUUAAACGCUUGAUUAUUGAGCGCUGCAAAAAUCUUGACUGCUUACUAGAAGACGCUUUGCCUACCUCUCUGUGUGAGCUAUUAAUUUCUGACUGCCGUUUGUUGGAAGAACGGUAUGGAGACGAGAAAGGGGAGGGCCGGGCCAAGAUUGCCCACAUUCCCAAUAUAUCCAUAUUUGGAAUGUGAGUCGAAGAACGUUUCUGCCCAGUGUUACUUUUACUUGUAAAUAACAAGUGCCCUACACACCGGCUGUCAAUUUCAUGCCACGGCUAGCUGCUGAUCCUUCUGCAUUGUGUAUGAAUUCCUAAAUGUCAAUUCUCCCAAAAAAAAAAAAAAAAAAAAACUCCAAAAUAUCUGAUUAGUUUUCAAGUCACUGUAAAAGCUCAUCCUUUACUCUCAUUCUUGCCGGAGAUGCUCUUGCCUCAUUAUACAUUCUCUACAUUUCUACUCUGGACUUCUGAAAUACAAGACAAGACUUUUGUGAAUGUUUAAGCUAAGGGUCACAUUUACUUGUAAAUAACAUGUGCCUCACACAUCUGCUGUCAAUUUAUGCCACUGCUAGCUGCUGGUCCUUUUGCAUUGUAUAUAAAUUUCUAAAUCUCUGAUAUGUUUUCAAGUCACUGUGAAAUCUCAUCCUCUUCUUAAUUAAAGAAUCAUUUACUCUCAUUCUUGCUGGAGCUGCACUUGCCUCAUUAUACUUUCACUGCAUUUCUACUGUGCAGUUUUGAAGUGCAAGACAAAUACUUUUGAGGUAAACUAUGUGGCAGUUGAUAGCUAGUGCUGUUUCUUUACCUUGUAACAGCCGCUGAAUCACACUGAUCAAGUGUGGAGAGGGACUUACUCAGGCUUUCUCUUUGGAAUUGGUGGUAGACAGGAAGAUUUGACGUCCCCUCCGGAGGAUAGGUUGCUGCAUUUGGUUCUUUUUUUCUUCCUAACUUGAAAGAGCUCAAAAGGUUCAGCAUAUGACUGCUCUUGCUGUCCUUACCUGUUGGAGCUACCAUUACUACCAAGAAUUAUAAAUGCCCUAUUGUGUGACAAUGGUGCCAGAGGCAGAGGGGGGAAAGCUGGCCCAGGAUUGCUGAGAUGCUUGUUCCAUGACAGAUCAAAGUCUACAGAUGCUCUGUGAUUGUUAGGUUUGUUCAACUGAUUUGUGUUUGUUGGUAUAAACUUUGAACCUGUCAUUUGUUGGUAUAAAAUUUGAACCUAUCAUCAUAAAUGCUUUUAAAGUCUUUGUCAACUCUGCAAAGUUUUAAGCCUCUGACAAUAUUAGCAUAAGGGACAUUUGCUUCAAAUCAUCCCAUUGAUGAAUAGAAUAAUAAUAGACCUACCAAAUGCAUCUCUUUCAAUCAACAUUUUUGAAGAGCUAAAGUUAUUUUCAAUGAGCCGCAAUUAUGUUUGUCCUGCCAGCAUGUUCUGUUUUUUUAAAGUUUGAACUGCCCUAUGUACUGUGUUGUAAUGAAGAAUAAUGUAGAGAAUGGUGCCUCAUAGUUCCAAUUCUAGCUCCUAGAUUUGAAAGAAAAGAUAUCCUUUAGGCAAUUUAUAGGAUAUCAAGUGUGAUUGUGAGUUCAUUACACCUCGAGAACUUUGUCAUCUUCCAUGUGAUUUUACUUGGAUGUCUUCUGAAUAUUCCUAAAUUCAUACUUUUUUGGUACUUUUCCAUUGCUCUCCAGUAUUCAGCUUGUCCACUAAUUCUUUUCCUUGUACCUGUGCGCAUUCAAAUUAUUCAUUUAUUGAACUAAUCUGUUGUCAUUGUACUUGUAUUUCCUUUGAUGGUGAAAUGAUACCAAAAACAGAAGGGAAAAAAGUGACACAAGAUUGAUCACAUCCCCUGCAGACAUAUAGAUGACUAAGUCGUUGCUGUACAGUUAGAUAUGAUAUGCUAUAAAUAGCCCUGUGAGAUUCAAGCUUGUGAUAUGAAAAUUAUUACCUUGCUUUCAAAAUCCAGGGUGACUUCAGCCAACCAACUCAAACUUCCUCAGCAACCAGCACGUUUGCACAUGAACAAGGCCAAAGUCCUGGCUUUUUCUGCUCACUACCAACAAAUGCCCUUAUUUGGCUGUGGACAGAUCUGCCUGUAUGCUUCUUCUGAUUAGUCCUAGAUGCAGCAAACACUACCAGCGGGUGGAUGGGGGCUUCUAAGAAUCGAACACACUACCUGCGGAUCGAUAUGGGCUCAUAAAGACUCUUCAAGAUUUUGGAAAUGCUGGUGGUCGUGAAGAUUUGAAGUCCUUGCCAGAUGACAUGUUGCUACUUUUGUUUUUCCUCUUCCUAACUACAAUCAGCUCAAAGGCUCAGCAAGUCACUCCUCUUGCCACGGUUGCUUUCAGUCACCGGUAGGAAGCGUCCAACUCGCUUUUUCCCAUCAAGAAUUUUAUAGUCUUUUGCUGAGACAAUGGUGCCUGAACUAGACAGGGAAAGCUGGCUGUUGACCCAAGAUUGCCCAGCUCUUGUUCCUUGAAAAAUCAAGGCAAUUCUUGAUUUUAGUAACAGUAAUUACUAAUAUGUUUUCUCCAACCAGAAGGUGCUCUGUGAUUGUUAGGUUCAUUCAAUUGAUUUAUUUGUUUAUAGACAUUCAAAGAUUUAUGUCUCAUGGUGUAAGCUUUGGACCUCUACCAAACAUCUUUGCACACUCUUCUCUAUGUGUACAAUUAUACAAUGAAGAGCAAUGGACAGACUGGGGCCUUAACACCUAGAUUUGAUAAAAUUUGUAAAUAAAUGGUUAUUUUCAUGCUUAAGAACAUUAUGGAAUUGACAAUUUGUAUUUGUAA
Molecule: messenger RNA, 6302 nt
Organism: Quercus lobata
Lineage: Eukaryota; Viridiplantae; Streptophyta; Magnoliopsida; Fagales; Fagaceae
Product: putative disease resistance protein At3g14460
Exons: 8
Coding region: 298-3720 (1140 amino acids)
Molecular function (GO): ADP binding
Source: RefSeq, a predicted model, not a curated record